Molecule: messenger RNA, 1971 nt
Organism: Thunnus maccoyii (southern bluefin tuna)
Lineage: Eukaryota; Metazoa; Chordata; Actinopteri; Scombriformes; Scombridae
Product: dickkopf-related protein 1-like
Exons: 4
Coding region: 604-1362 (252 amino acids)
Biological process (GO): multicellular organism development; negative regulation of canonical Wnt signaling pathway
Cellular component (GO): extracellular region
Molecular function (GO): co-receptor binding; receptor antagonist activity
Source: RefSeq, a predicted model, not a curated record
UGCCCAUAAGUUGUAUCAAUGUAGUGUGAUUAUGUUUUCCACACAUUUUCGUAAGCAAAGCAGAAUAAGGUAGACGACUACACUAGUGAACCUUGACAAAAAAUUACCCUUGAGAAAAAAGAAAAAGUGGAAAUAAAUAACUUAUUCAUUUUUAUUCACAAGAAAAUGUGUUUUUAAACUCCCUGUAUAGAGUACGUCCUGGAUAUACUUUAUUUUCAGUAUGCGUCACUAAACGAUGGGCAUUCAGACAGGCUUUGCAGGUCAUUAUCAUUACACAGACACUGUGAAUCGCAGUCCUGUGCAGGGAGAAUAGAUGGCCAUUUCCGUACAGUGGGGCUCUCUUUGAAAUUCCACCCCUCCGUCUUUGUUGUGCUCAGCGAGGGGCGGGAAGACAAACAGGUCCACAUGUAUAAAGAGAUCAUCCCAGGGCUGUAGUGCGUCAGGAGACUUCCAAGCAUCGUGCCGAAACUCUCUGGAAACUUUGGAAUUCAGGAUUCAAGGCCGCUUUGGACUUUGUCACUCAAGUCAUUUUUCCAGAAAGAGAAAAAGGAUUUUUUUUUCUCCCUGUGUGUUUGCUACACAGCAGAAUUCAAGAGGAGAAUCAUGCAGAUUCCGUCAACGCAUUGCUUCAUGGCUGUGUACCUCACGCUGUUUGGAUACCUUGGGGACGUUUACGCGGGGACAGUUCCGAAGAACUCCAACGCCAUCAAAAACUUACCCGGUGCUUCGGGUAGCAAAGGCACCGACACUGUCAGUCCGAGUCCGCGUACCUCGCCCUCCGGUAGCAUGGGACACAAAUUAUCCGUUGACACCUUGCAGUCAGGCGUUUGCACAGAUGAUGAAGACUGCGGAGGUGAUGAAUUCUGCAACGACGCCCGAGGCGUCUGCCUGCCCUGCCGUAAGAGCCGAAAGCGCUGCGCACGGGAUUCCAUGUGUUGUGCAGGGAACCGCUGCAGUAAUGGUGUUUGUCAGCCAAAUGACACUGAUGGUACAGAUGCACCCAUCACCACUGGCUGGCACACACAUAACAGCACCAUGGAUCAUCAUACCAAGAGGCCUCCCUCUACCCACGGCCAUCAGCCCCAUGCUGUGAAAGGUCAAGAGGGGGAUACUUGCCUGAGAUCUGCAGACUGCUCUGAGGGUCUGUGCUGUGCCAGACACUUCUGGUCUCGCAUCUGUAAGCCGGUGCUGACGGAGGGACAGGUGUGUACGCGCCACCGCAGGAAAGGCAACCACGGCUUGGAGCUGUUCCAGCGCUGCGACUGUGGUGACGGUCUGGCCUGCAGACCAGAGAAAGGAGAGCGAGACCACAGUGUCAGCAGGACUGCAGCCCGGAACCUACACACCUGUCAGAGACGCUGACACAAACGCAUGGACACACACAGAGACAGAAAUACACGCUCACACACACAUACAGCACACACAUCCUGCAAACCUACAAAUCAGUCAUAGACACUGACAAACACUUUUCAGCCUUGCAUACACCAGAGAUGCUGACAUACACACACAGACACCAACACCUAAGACAUUCUUUCCUGCCAAAGUUGCUGACACAAACACAGCACCCGGAAGGAUAGACAUGAUUCCUGGGAAAAGUGAUACACCCAGAGGGAUGCAACAGUGCAAGAUGGACUGAUCUUAUUCCCCAUCAACAGAUAAGGAGUCGGAAGUUAGGAAGUGACAUUUCAGAGGUCUUGGCAUGAUCGAUUCAUGUCAUCGGUAAUGGCAGAGCUGUUUUGUUUCUCUUUUUAUGGAACUUCAAGCCUCAGUUAUUGCAGUAAAUUACUGUAUUGUAAAUAUUAUCCUGGAGGUGGCACUUAAUUGAACUAUUGAAUUCUGUCAACACCGGUAUUAUUAAGACAUGGUGUUGCAUGCAUUGUAAAUGUGUUAUAUAUAUUGUUUUAUAAGAAAAUGUUAUAUACAGAAAAUGUGAAUAUAUUAGUUUUAUUAAACGCUACUCUGAUAACCUUA